CAAGCUUUUAGUAUUACUCCAAUAAGAGAGCGACGCGUCAUUGCUGGUCAUGAAUGAAUACAAAGUGCAAGUCAUAUGAGGGGUACUUUAUUAUAACAAAAUCUUUAUACUUUACAUACGCUAGCAAGCAGCUGAAAACUUGCUUCCUUUCUAMACGUUACACGUCACUACUAGUCCUCCACUGCCGCACUAAACCCAUACAGAAAUGGUGCGCUUCGAGCCCUUAGGACAGAAAAUGUUCACACGCCGCAAUUGGUUGCUCCGCUGCAGCAUAUUGAUUAAUAUACUGGUCAUACUCUACAUAUGYAGUCAUGUUAUGAUUGGCAAUGGCACCGGUUUUAACGGCAGCAACACAUUCUUCAUACAGGAACGCGGCGUGGAUACAGCGAAUAGCGCACAACUAAURGGUGACAAAAUACAACCGCCCCCGCCACCGCCACCUGCAUCAAACGAUCUAUCACUACCGCCACUAUCACCCAACGACUCCGGUGGCGCUGCGGCGGCGGCGCCUGCUACAGCUGCUGAUGCGCCCGCACAAAACCAAGCUGGUAGCGCCGUGGCGGGGAAUAUUGGUGGCGUUGCUCCCAUAGUAGAAUCCGUUGUAUACACAAAUAAUACUGUAAAUGAUGGCGAUGCCGCAGUCGCUGAAGAAAAAGACCYAGUAGUACCACUGGAAACGCUCUUAAACUGUUACGAUCGCGACUUCAAGCCUGAAGUCUUGCAACGUGGCGAUUUCUGGGUACUCAARAAUUACGUGCGCGCCGAUCAUGGUCCGCUCAAGUGCUCCGAAUCGAUCACUUAUACAACGCAUGCGGAUUAUACAUUUUUAGAUAAUCUUAUACCGCUGCUGGAGCGUUGGAAUGCGCCCGUCAGCAUUGCGAUGCACACACCGGGCACUGACUAUCAACCGACCAUUGAYGCCAUUAAGUACCUGCGCGAAUGCCUGCCAGAAAGUCCGUUGGUGCGCACUUUUACCACAUUUCAUCUUUACUUCAGCACGAAACACAUACCCAAACAGGUGGCGAAGCAGUCAGAAGUGCUGAAAACGCCCUAUAACUGCACAUUGCCGCCACCCUAUUUCAAUAUUAGUUCCGGCCAUUUAUAUAAGUCACAAAAGAAAUUAUUAUAUCCGGUGAAUGUGGGUCGUAAUAUAGCGCGSGAUGCUGCCUUAACACAUUUCAUAUUAGCCUCAGAUAUUGAAUUGUAUCCAAAUCCCGGUUUGGUGAAGAAAUUUCUCGAAAUGAUUGCGCGCAACGACGCKUAUCUGCAACGUAAAGCGCCGAGAGUAUUUCCGCUCUCCAUCUUCGAGGUGGAGGCSAAUGCAACUGUGCCACGCGACAAAACGGAGUUGCAAGAAUAUUUGCGCACCGGCAAAGCGAUACCCUUCCAUAAGCGCGUKUGCGCCAGUUGUCAUGGUGUGCCACAGUCCAAGGAGUGGAUGGCCGCAAAUGAAACCGAUGAGCUGAGCGUUUUYCACAUAGGCAAGCGUACCGGCUAUUUCCGGCAUUGGGAGCCCAUCUAUAUUGGCACACAUGCCGAUCCGCACUACGACGAGCGACUGAGCUGGGAGGGCAAAAGUGAUAAGAUGACGCAG
Bactrocera latifrons is the source of this 1594-nucleotide messenger RNA. RefSeq names its product beta-1,4-glucuronyltransferase 1. The record is from RefSeq and is a predicted model, not a curated record. NCBI's taxonomy places the organism in Eukaryota, Metazoa, Arthropoda, Insecta, Diptera, Tephritidae.